Oncorhynchus tshawytscha (Chinook salmon) is the source of this 5049-nucleotide messenger RNA. Its product is annotated as high mobility group protein HMGI-C-like. The record is from RefSeq and is a predicted model, not a curated record. Gene Ontology annotation, molecular function: transcription coregulator activity; DNA binding. Lineage: Eukaryota; Metazoa; Chordata; Actinopteri; Salmoniformes; Salmonidae. The transcript is spliced from 6 exons. Bases 440 to 817 code for a protein of 125 amino acids. Gene Ontology annotation, biological process: regulation of DNA-templated transcription. Gene Ontology annotation, cellular component: chromatin; nucleus.
UAUGCAAUGUUCAUAUAUGCUCCAGCUCCAACCCCCAUCAUACUUCAACUGGGGUAUUCGUGAGCAAACGAGGAUUACGGCAGACAAACGUAAGGGAUCACACACAAACAGAGUGAGAUAGAAGAAAGGAGGGAGAGGAAGAGGGAGAGGAAGAAAGUAAGGAGGCAGUGUCCAGUUUAUUCCAAGGUAAACUUUAUUAAAGGCGACUGUCUGUAAUAGAAGGACAUUUUAAGAAUAAUAUACACACGGAAUAGUAGGCUAAACUUUCUUGCAAUUCCAUUGCGGUUUUUAUUAAGUAGGCUAACAGCAAAACCAACUGGUGGGAGAGCAAGGUACCAAUCACGGCUAUAACCUCUCCCUAACCCUCUCCCCUGAGGCCUGAGCUCUGGGCAUCCAAGCCCACACCCCCAUUUCACUUCGCUGGUGGACAGACACAGGGAUGAGCAACAGUGGGACCAAGGAGCCGUCACCACAGCCAGGAGUGGCCCAAUCACCUGCCUCCACACCUCCACGCAGGGGCCGGGGACGCCCACGGAAACAACAGCAGGAGCCCACUGGCCCCCCAACCCCAAAGAGACCCAGAGGACGACCCAGAGGAAGCAAGAACAAGGGGCCUCGUGCCACACCCAAGAAAGUAGAGCCAGUCGGGGAGAGAAGACCUCGGGGCCGGCCAAGGAAAUGGCCCCAGAAAGUAGUUCAAGAGGUGAUCCAGGAACAGCAGAGUCCUUCAGAAGAAACUGAGGGCCCCUCACAGUCUCUGCCCGCUGAGGCUUCGCCAUCUCAGGCUCCAGCCCAGGAAGUGGCAGGGGGGGAGUAGACAAUGUGCCACAAAACUACCUCAAGGUUUGGGCAGAGACAAAGAGGUGUACAAUCUAACCUCCAUUGUCAUGAGGAUUCCAAAAACAACAGAUAAUAGCCCUGCUUUGUAGAACAGUAGGCCUGAUGGUGGUAUUGUGACUGGAGUCUGUCCAGCACUGAGGCUGGGUCAAUGAUGGACAUAGCUUUGGUCAGUUGAUUGAUUACUUAGGAUUCGGUCAGUGGGUGGGGCUGUUCACUGAUUGGUUGACGUGGGCGUGUGCAUGCGUGCGUGUGUGUAUGCGUUUGUGGUGUUAAUGGUGGGGAGGGUUUAAAAAUAAAAAAUAAAAGAUGCAGCUGCUGUCAUCAAAUGUGACUGACAUUUCAAAACACAUUACCGGGACAAGAUUCAUGACCCAUUUGACCCUAUUGUCACACAGGAGCUCGGCUCAAACGUAACUGUCUGUCCUGAUAGUGAAGAAACACAGGGAUAUUUAGUUAGAUAUACGUUGGAAUGGGAAUACAUGAACGUGAACAGAAUUAAGUCUGAACUCAACAGUGACAUGACUUGACAUCACACAUCAGGUUUUGUUUUUACUUUUUACUACAUUGCUCUAACCACACUCAAUAAAACCUUAGGGGGCCAUACUUGCAAACGUUAGAACAAGUUUUUGUUCAAGCUUAAGCAUCUGCCAAUUUAAAUUGUUGACAUAGUUGGAUGUGAUCAAAUGCUACACGUUGGCUGUUCCCGUUAAAUAACCUGGCACAUUUAGCCCUAUGCUAACCUCACCAGGUGGCAGUGAUUAUUUCCUGUAACAAAUCCUGCAUCUGCCUAUCAAAGAUCUUAAACUUUUUUUCCACAAACCAAUGGCAUUUCUUAAAAUAGGUGAACUUGCCCAGAGGGAUAUAUUUUAAACCUCCAAAUUCAAGGUUGACUUUUGUUCCACUUCACUUGGUCUCUAGUGUAGAGUGACGAUAUUGCAGGAUCAUCGCGUCCUUGACUAGGCUACUCACCAACGUUACACGUUAGUCAAAGCUUGUUAUCACACAUAUAACAACAUCAUAUCUUUUUGCUUGUCCGUUCCACAUACAUCCAUGUGCUUUUUACAGAGAAAAUGUAAAGGAGGUCUAUGCAACAUUUAAGUUGAUCGUACAUCGUCAAAAAAGUAUUUACAAAAUAUAGAACUUUGAGAAUACAUAGUGUCACAGUGUGAUGUGUUCUGCUAUAGGCAUCAUACUGAGACACUUUCUGUAUUUUAAAGUUCUACAUCUUGAAAACUCGAUUGCUGACAUCAACAGUGAAAGAAAUACCUAAAGGUAGUUUUGUGAGUUGAAUUUUCCUUUAAUAAUACAUAUAUAAUAUUGUACGUAUAAGUGCCGCCUACAUAAGAAAUGAAGUAGUGUUUUUGGUCUAACAGUAAUCUUAUACGAUGAUAUUAUAUUCGGUAUGUUAGGCCUAUGCAAAAUACAAAUGAAUCAUUAAGUGUCUUGCGAGACACCGAUUCAGCUUUGAUCCAAACUUUAUUAAACAAGCACCAUUCUGGGAGGUGGUGGAGCGCCGUUCCGGCACUGGCAGCACUACACCCCAUGCGUAGCAGUAGCCUACGUGUCGGUCUGAAAAAGGGACUCCAAAAAGGUCCUCAUUAAAGAUAUUUGUAAAUCUUAAUUUACAAGGUUCUGGCUGCACUACACACUAUCACAAUAAAUGUCAUUCUACAUAACUUUGAAUAGCAGAUCCUGCCAUUUGACUUCUGUUAAGGGCGCUUCCAUGGACAAGUGUUGGAUAAUGUCCAAAUACGUAUUUUGAUUAGCUGAUACAGAAUUUCAACCAGAUAUAAAUACACAUAUAUACAGCCACCUGGUGAGCUUAGCAUGUGUCAGGUUAUGUAAUGGGAACAGCUAACAUGUAGCCUUUGAUCACGUACAACUACAUCCUUCAACCUGUUCUAAUGUUCACAAGUAUGGCCCCCAGGUAUUUUUUUACUUAAUAUGGCUAUGCGCAUAGCUAUUCAGGUGUGAUUCAUGUGUUAUUCUACUCAGUUAUGAUAUUAUUCAAUUUUUAUUGUGUAUUUCUGAUCUGUUUUUGACAUUCACAAUAUUACUUGACACACAUAAACCUCAUUAAGACCAUAACUCACCUCAGUUCAUUUGCCUUUCAGUCUACCUCAGUCACAGAAAAGCAGAGGAGAACUCUUUAUAGCCUCUCCCCAUACCAACAAAAAAACAAAAAAAACACAAACACACACACACACACACACACACACACACACACACACACACACACACACACACACACACACACACACACACACACACACACACACACACACACACACACACACACACACACACACACACACACACACACCUACUCAGGACAAUCCCAUACACACUGUACCCACUAGCCUCACACUCUCACUUCCACUUCCAUGCUGACUGACUUUUUAAGCGGGUCCCAGCAGCAGCCUUUAGUGGUAAUGCUCUGAUGAAAUAUCUGAGAUAAGACUUGGGUCUAGAUUCUAUCAGAUCCGUGCUACAUUCACAUAGCGGUUGUUUUUGGAGGGGGAACUGCGUUGGAGCUGUCAAAUCCAUAAGCGGCUCCCUGAGUUACCUUAUCGCGUACACUGCAAUUAGAUGGAACGAAACCACACCCGGCUUUAUAUCCAACAGAUCUAUCAUGGAUCAUUUCUAUCAUGGAUAGAGCCUACACUUUCUAUCGCCUUUUUGGGCUAACGCAGGGAUAGGGAUAAUAAGGAAGGGAAGGAUUGGUGACACAUAUGAUUAGUUAGCUCCUACCGUAGUAAUACUGGACCUCUAACACUGCCAAAACAUCCCCUAUGCGGAUGUCGGCUAACGUGGGUUAACACUCGAUCUGAUUGAAUCAAGGCCUUGGUCUAUCUACCUGGGUUCAAAAUGACCCAAUAUUUUACUGUUUACUGUAGUUGGUUACUUACUCAUUACUUUAAAAAAAAAAUUGUUUUAUCACGACCUCUGCGAGCCCUUACAUUUUCCCUCUCUUCACUUUUUACGUAAGAUACCAUGCGAUCAUUAUUUAAUUUCAAGCUUUCACUUUCACACUACAGAUGUGUUGCAUUAACAAUCCUAACAUUAGUUGAAUUGAUGUCAGUGAAGUGACGUGAAAUAGUGAGUUAACACUUUGUUUUGAAUCUUACUGUAAUGUAUUUCUGGAGUGCGUGGACUUAUCCACGUGCAAUCUUUUUCUAGGGAAAGUUCAAGCGUUUAGUUUUCUGUCAAUUGCAAGUUAGUAUGCCUGUGAGUCUUUUCCAACCUAGACUUUUUCUCUUGAUACUUCACCUCUUUGGAUGGCAUCGCUGUGGACUACCUCUGAAACUAGUCUGCUUUGGCCCUCAGAGGGGUGACUGGCUGGUUUAUAGCUUUUGCUUGUCCCCUGCAAUCUUACCAUAGCUAUGGAACAACUAUAUCAGAGGUCCACUCAUCUCACGUUGUCCUUAUCAGCAUACUGUAUACAGAUGUAGGAUCUUAAUUUGAUCACAUUUUUGUUGCUGAGAUUUUUCCUUGCACUGCAGGAAAUGCAAACUUGUAGUAUAUGAGAUUGAAAAAGGCUUCUUAAGGUUGUGAAUUCCACUUUGAAAUUUCAGACUUGAUUUGUCUUAAUGAAAAAUGUAUCAAACCUUACAAAAAUGUAAUCCACAUAAUAAUUCACAUUUCUUGUUGCUGCAGGAUUAUGUUUCUGCUGUAGCAAACUGGAUCAAAUGAAGAUCCUACAUCUGUAGGUAAAUAAACCCAAAGUACUGUACGUCAGUAAGAGUGCCUCCUAACCUAACCAUAGUCAUACCUCAGCAAUGUCAGGAUAGCCACUAUCUAUAUUUUAAUCACAAUGUUGCUCUAAAUGAGCUGACUGAUAUUGAUAUAUUCAGUAUAAACAUUUUAGGAGUUUAUUUCAUGUACUUGCUGUUAUGCUUUAUUGUAUGAGGGUUUUUACAUAUUGAAUAGAGUAGUUAGGUUCUCUUAUCUUGUAACAUCUCCAGUUUGAAUCUUUUUUGUGUUUGCGAUCGAUGAAAAGGUCUCCCUUUUUAUUUGAGUCUUUCAUAUAUUGUUUUGAUUUAUUUUAGAUUUCAAUCCAUUUGAACUUGAAUACGCAACUCAAAUGGCUGUUUUCUAAUUUGACUCUGAUCUGUCUCGCUUCAUUGUGUGUCUCGCUUCAUUGUGUGUUUGCAUGAGUAUAGAGGUGCUACUUGGUCUUUCUGUUACCAAUAAAAAGGUUCACAUAUG